CACAUGUAGAGGGGAGAUCAUCCAGCCCAGCGUUGUCAGAUUCCUGUGCACAAUCACAAACUGCUCAGACGCACAGAGAGAGUGGGGCAGAGAGAACAGAUCGAGGGAGAGAUACAGGGAAUGGGAAACUGAGGCAAAGGAAAGUGACUGAAGAGAAGAGAGAAAGAGGAAGAAACACAGAUAGAAAGAGAGCAAGCAAAAGGUAAGAAGCAGAGAGGAAAAAGAAGAGAAUAAUUGCAAGGAAAUUAGAAAGACAAUGGAGCCAAAUGGACAGACUAUGAAAACAACAAAGGGACAAUUAUACAAGAGACAGGAGAACCAAAUGACAGGCAGAGAAUAGAAUGGUUGGGGAUAUAGAGAAUAUUUGAAGGGGUCUGAAUUAAACUGUGGCCAUUUGAGUGGAGAAGUGUAAAUAGCAGCUUGUUUAACUGUGGGCAAGUGGAGAGCAGACUGAGGUGAGAGUCAGUGAGGAACCUGUAAGGUGAGAAAUUGAGAUUCGCAGCACAUGGUGGAAGGCUGAGCCGAGGCACAAGCAACAAAGUUAGUAAUGAGGGAGCAAAAGUCUGGAGAAAAGAGAGAUUUGAAGGAAAUUGGAGCAGUCUUCUUAGAGACCGGUUUUUCUGAGGGCAUUGUCAAUCAACAAGCUGAGAGAAGAGCAUGGAUUGUUACCCUGAAGACUCAUAAGAGAUUAUAGUGCUAAUACUAAAUUAACGCGGAGACUUAUUGAAGCUCUAUACUGCUAUUAACGUCUUGCUGCUGAUGCAAAAACACAUGUAUCUCAGUGUGGAAACUGCAAGAAAAGUAAGGAUCCCAGCGCUGGCACCACGAUUUGUUUCUAGACAACUACAACAAAUUGGGAUAUCUGCAUUUUGUAGCUAAAACCAAAGACUGCCAAAUUAGGAUCACAUAAAUAACUGAAUUGGGCACAGUACAAUAUUAAAUAUCUGCCCUAUUUUAUUUGUAGCACUGAUUAUCUUAUUUUACAGCGAACUUCAGUACAAGUGUCUGCAAAGUUGUAAAGAACUCAAAAUACAAUUUUUAGCUUGAAGCGGAUGCACCGUUUCAGAAAAUGAGCGUGGACUUAUGAGAUACCGUUAUGUCUCCUGUUGGAUCUCAGAUUGCUGCCCUGGAGGGCCUUAGCUGAGGAGUGACGUGUGCUACAGAGAAAAUAGAUUCUCCUCUUGUAUCAACUAGCAGAAAAUCCCAAGAUUUGUCAUGGAUACUAUUCGUAGCAGUCGGUACAGCAUUGUGUCCACUGAUGAGGAAGGUCUUCACAUGCCAUCUUUGGGCCUUAAUGGUAACUGGACAUCUUCUCUCCACCAUUCCCACUCACGGCGAAAACGGCGCAACCGAUUUGUAAAAAAGAAUGGUCAGUGUAAUGUCUACUUUGCUAACCUUAGCAACAAGUCCCAGCGCUACAUGGCAGAUAUCUUCACCACCUGUGUAGACACCCGUUGGCGUUACGUGCUGCUCAUCUUCUCGGCCACUUUCUUGGCCUCCUGGCUAUUCUUUGCCUUCCUGUUCUGGUGUAUUGCUUUCCUGCAUGGGGAUCUGGGCACUAGUAGUGGAGUGAUAGGUGGAGGUAAGCAAGGACCACCAAAACCAUGUCUGAUGCAUGUCAACAGUUUUGUGGAAGCAUUUCUCUUUUCUGUAGAAACACAGACUACUAUAGGCUAUGGGUUUCGCUGUGUAACAGAUGAAUGCCCAUUAGCUAUUCUUGCUGUGGUGGCUCAGUCAAUACUUGGAUGCCUGAUUGACUCCUUCAUGAUUGGAACAAUUAUGGCUAAAAUGGCUCGACCCAAGAAGAGGGCUCAGACAUUGCUAUUCAGUCACCAUGCUGUCAUUGCACUAAGAGAUGGUAAGCUCUGCAUAAUGUGGAGGGUAGGUAACCUCCGUAAAAGCCACAUUGUGGAAGCUCAUGUGCGGGCACAACUGAUUCGACCCUAUGUUACCCAAGAAGGUGAAUAUCUACCUGUGAAUCAACGAGACCUAAAUGUAGGAUAUGACAGUGGUUUAGACCGCAUCUUUUUGGUCUCCCCCAUUAUUAUUGUUCAUGAGAUUGAUGAGGAAAGUCCACUUUAUACAAUGGGUAAAGAGCAGCUGGAGGGAGAGGACUUUGAGAUUGUUGUCAUUUUGGAAGGCAUGGUUGAAGCCACAGCCAUGACCACUCAAGCCCGCAGCUCCUAUCUAGCUAGUGAGAUACGCUGGGGACAUCGAUUUGAGCCUGUAGUAUUUGAGGAGAAAAAUCACUACAAAGUGGACUAUUCCCAUUUCCAUAAGACCUACCAAGUUCCAGGUACUCCUGUAUGCAGUGCCCGGGAACUGCGCGAAAGUCGCAUUACCGUAUUACCCUCUCCGAGCGCCUUCUGCUAUGAGAAUGAACUAGCACUUUUGAGCCAAGAAGAAGAUGAAGAUGAGGAAGCAGAUGGCAGUGUACCAGAUGAAGGAGUUAUACACGUCAUGGGAAGUCACAUGGAGCUAGACCGACUCCAUGCCUCAAUGGCAUUAGAUAAUAUUUCCUUUCGAAGGGAGUCAGCCAUAUGAUGCCACGGAUCAUUUAUGGAAGUUUCCUUCCUAGUGCUGGCAUGGCUUUCUUAUUCCUGUGCCAUGCAGAGUGUUUUAAUAGAUUUGUCUGUCUGCAGACUACCACCCUAGGAAGCCCUAUAAAUGCCUGUUCUGAACAUAUUCCACAAAGUGUGUUCAGUCUUUAUAAAUGGAAAGUAAACGUUCAAAGAGCCAAAAAAUUAUGUUUCUGAUGGUCAGAUAGUAGGACAAAGUAAGAGAGGUCACAUAUUGAGGACCUGUGGGCUGUCAAUCAUUGUAUUUAAAUAUUUUGUACAAGUAUGAACUCUAAAUAAAUCUUGAAUAUGUGCUCUUC
This is a messenger RNA of Xenopus laevis (African clawed frog), 2878 nucleotides long. RefSeq names its product potassium inwardly rectifying channel subfamily J member 4 L homeolog (gene kcnj4.L). NCBI's taxonomy places the organism in Eukaryota, Metazoa, Chordata, Amphibia, Anura, Pipidae. The record is from RefSeq and is a predicted model, not a curated record. The transcript has 3 exons. Bases 1216 to 2544 code for a protein of 442 amino acids.